Molecule: messenger RNA, 328 nt
Organism: Rhododendron vialii
Lineage: Eukaryota; Viridiplantae; Streptophyta; Magnoliopsida; Ericales; Ericaceae
Product: small ribosomal subunit protein uS14z/uS14y/uS14x-like
Exons: 4
Coding region: 11-181 (56 amino acids)
Biological process (GO): translation
Cellular component (GO): ribosome; cytosolic small ribosomal subunit
Molecular function (GO): structural constituent of ribosome; zinc ion binding
Source: RefSeq, a predicted model, not a curated record
GAGAGAGAAGAUGGGUCACUCGAACAUCUGGAACGCGCAUCCCAAGAACUACGACCCCGGAUCACGUACCUGCCGGGUCUGCGGAAACCCUCAUGGGUUGAUCAGGAAGUAUGCUCUCAUGUGUUGCAGGCAAUGCUUCCGCAGCAACGCUAAGGAGAUUGGCUUCGUCAAGUACCGCUAAAUGGGUGUGAAACCACUCGUAUGGAGCUGCUGCUUUGGAGAACAUUUUCACUUCUAGAAGGAUGUAUUCGGUCUUUAGAACUGCCCUUUUGUCCCUCGGAUCUUUUGUCGAAUGUUGUGGAUAUUGCGAUGUGUUGGCAUAGCCACG